AUGUCCAAUGAAACAAAUGUAUCUGAAGAAGAAAUUAAUGAAAUAGUUCCAUCUGCAAAAGUUCAAUUUUGGACAUUUCUUAUUUUUGAAAUUCCAUCACUUAUUUGUCUUAUUUAUCUUGUCUAUCAUUUAUUAACAAAUAAAAAUUUACGACAAGCAUUAAACAACCAUGUGAUUAUCAUUUUACUUUUUCUCUGUUUAAUCAUAGAAAUUAUUGAUAUUCCUUUAUAUCUCGAUGCAUUUCUACACAAUGGAACAAAUUCAUUUCAUCCUUCAACAAAUAUUUGUCUUCUUUGGUGGCUCAUUGAUUAUGGUGCUUAUGGUGCUGUUAUAAUCAUGUUAACAUGGGCAUCAUUUGAAAGACAUAUUUUGAUUUUUCAUCAUAAUCGAUUUCUUAGUACAAAACGAAAAAGAAUCAUAUUUCAUUAUAUUCCAUUAGGAUUAAUCGCUAUUUAUAUCAUUGGAUUUUAUAUUGGUGUCAUCAUAUUUCCUCCAUGUGAAAAUACAUUUGAUAUGGAUUCAUUAUCAUGUGGUUCAUCUCCUUGCUAUUUGGAAGUAACAUGGUUAGACAUGUGCGAUUUUAUGCUGAAUGGGGUCAUUUGUACUGUUAUUGAGGCAAUAUGUAGUGUUGGUCUUCUUAUUCGAGUAAUAUGGCAGAAACAUCGUGUUCAUCAACCGAUUCUUUGGAGAAAACAUCGAAAAAUGACUAUUCAAUUGCUUUCUAUUUCGACUUUGUCUUUAAGUAUUAUCUUUCCACAAAGUUUAUUAGCUUUUAUUCGAAAGAUGAUACCAGGAAUGGAUAGUUUUGCCGCUGUUUCAGCAUCUUAUUUCUUCUAUUUGGUAUCUUUCGUUAUUUUGCUUUUACCUAUCGUAUCAUUAGCUUGUUUACCAGAAUUAUGGCGUAAAUUUUUAAUAUUCAAGAGAAGACCGCGACAAACAAUUACAGUUCCUUUCGUCGCUGCCCCUAAACGAAGAAUCGAUUUGAAAUGA
This is a messenger RNA of Adineta ricciae, 990 nucleotides long. NCBI's taxonomy places the organism in Eukaryota, Metazoa, Rotifera, Eurotatoria, Adinetida, Adinetidae. The record is from the annotation of a GenBank genome assembly.